Molecule: messenger RNA, 5570 nt
Organism: Phlebotomus argentipes
Lineage: Eukaryota; Metazoa; Arthropoda; Insecta; Diptera; Psychodidae
Gene: Abca3
Product: phospholipid-transporting ATPase ABCA3
Exons: 9
Coding region: 198-5474 (1758 amino acids)
Biological process (GO): lipid transport; transmembrane transport
Cellular component (GO): membrane; intracellular membrane-bounded organelle
Molecular function (GO): ABC-type transporter activity; ATP hydrolysis activity; ATP binding
Source: RefSeq, a predicted model, not a curated record
AAGUGUGUUUUGUUGAUAAAUCUUCCAAAUUCCCCGUCUGCCGAACACAUUGACCCGAAUUCAUUAAGUACAUUCUGUGAUAAGGUUCAGGCUCAGGGCAAGUUUAAUCCACUUAAAUUCGCGAGUGUUAUUUAAUGACAAUGAAAAAUUUGCUAAUCCCUUCCUUACUGAUUCAUCAAACAUAAUACCUGAAGUUAAUGACGAUGGAAACAACCAGUCCGAGAAAAUGGAGCAAAUUUUCUCUGCUCAUGUGGAAGAAUUUCCUCCUAAUGUGGCGCCACAAAUUCAACACCAUCCUCGAAAUUGUCAUCCCUGUACUGAUAACAUCCCUCCUCGUUGUCAUUCGAAGUCUCUCAGAGCCUGAAACUUACGAAGAUCCCCUGACUUAUCAGCGACUGCCUCUGCAAUACAUGCAAUCAUUCAGACCGCCUAAAAUUGAUACUGAUAUGCAGGAACUCAUCUCAAAGUUCCUCGGACCACAAUUAAAAACGAAGAUAUUGACGAAAUAUAAUGCAAGCAAUUUUAUAGAUUUGAUCGACUGGAGAAUCGCCUAUUCACCAUCACCGAGUCCUCUGGAUGGCCUUAUGAAUGUCGUGAGCGAAAUGCUAAAUGUUACAAUAAAUGCCUUGGAGAACUCAUCCGUUCUGGCUGAUAUCAUGCAAACCUCACCACGCCCACGACCUUUUGCUGGAAUCGCUUUUGACGAUGAAUAUGCUUCAUUGGGAGGUCUGCCAGAUCACAUGAACUACGCAGUGCGCUUUCCAGCUGAAUUGCGAUCGAGGCAAAAUGAAGAGGAUAUAUUAGGCGCCAAUUGGCAAACAGGACGACUUUUCCCGGAGUUUCAGUCCAUUGGACCAAGAAAUAGGAAUCAUUCAGACGGUGGAAUACCGCCAGGAUAUUACAGAGAAGGAUUCGCAGCGAUUCAGCAUGCUGUGUCUGUCACUUUCAUUGAAAUGAAGAAGAUCAAUCCGGAAACAAUCAUUCCAACAAUCUUCCUGCAACGAUUCCCAUAUCCACCAUUUACAAGAGAUGUUCUGCUUGAAGUUAUCACGCUGAUCAUACCCUUCAUGAUUCUGGCCAGUUUCCUGAUUCCAUGCAUCAAUAAUGUCAAGUACAUUACGCUUGAGAAGGAGAAACAACUGAAGGAAGUCAUGAAGAUCAUGGGUCUGCCCAAUUGGCUACACUGGACCGCGUGGUUCUGCAAGAUUAUGAUCUUCUUUCUUAUUUCCAUCACAUUGAUCACGAUCUUGCUGAAAGUCUCCUGGUUUCCUGACACUUACAUCGCCGUCUUCACGCACACACAGUGGACAAUCUUGUGGUUCUACCUCUUCAUCUACAGCAUAGCGACGACAAUGUUCUGCUUCAUGAUGAGCACCUUCUUCUCCAAGGCCAAUACAGCAGCUGCUGUGGCGGGUCUCAUCUUCUUCAUCUUCUACGUUCCCUACACCUUCACCGAACAGAACUACGAUCAGUUGUCUCUUGCUCAGAAACUUCUAGUCUCCAUUUUUCACAACACUGCCAUGAGUUUUGGCUUCUUGCUGACACUGAAGCACGAGGGGAACAUGGAAGGAUUGACUUGGAAUAAUCUCUUCCGCCCUGUCACCAUUGACGACGACCUCACUGUCGGUCACACAAUGAUUAUGAUGAUAAUAACUGCACUAAUCUACUUGGCUAUCGCAUUAUAUGUGGAGAAAGUAUUCCCUGGAGAAUUUGGUGUGGCUUCUAAGUGGUAUUUCCUCUUCACAAGGAAAUUCUGGUGCGGCCAGGAUGACUACAAUGGUGUUGAAGAUGUUGUGACAUCACAAAAUACAAAGUUUUUCGAACCAGGCCCCGCGCGAAAACACGCCGGUGUUCAAGUUAAAGGCCUAAGAAAAAUGUACAGCAAUAAGAAAGUUGCUCUUCAGGGACUCACAAUGAAUAUGUAUGAUGAUGAGAUUACGGUUUUAUUAGGACACAACGGCGCCGGUAAAACGACAACCAUGUCGAUGCUAACGGGCAUGUUUCCACCAAGUUCUGGCACAGCUCUGGUAAAUGGAAAGGACAUCAGAUUGGACAUCGAAGGAGUUAGAAACUCCCUUGGACUCUGUCCGCAGCACAACAUUCUGUUUGACAAUUUAACCGUGAGAGAGCAUAUUAAGUUCUACAGUCGACUCAAAGGAUUAGAUAACAAGCAAGUAGAUGCUGAAGUGAAGAAAUACGUUGGAAUAUUGGAGUUGGAGAACAAAAUUGAUGCACUGACCAAAACCUUAUCUGGAGGAAUGAAGCGGAAAUUAUCAGUGGGUGUUGCUCUGUGUGGCGGCUCAAAAGUCGUACUUUGUGACGAACCUACAUCUGGAAUGGAUCCUUCGGCUAGACGAGCGCUCUGGGAUCUUUUGCAGGCUGAGAAGAAGGGGCGCACAAUUCUCCUAUCCACACAUUUCAUGGACGAAGCGGACAUUCUAGGUGAUCGUAUUGGAAUUCUCUACGAUGGAGAGCUGAAAUGUUAUGGAUCGUCGUUCUUCCUGAAGAAAACCUUUGGCAUGGGAUAUCAUUUGAUUUGCGUCAAAGGACCUCAUUGCAACACCUACGAUAUUACGAAUCUUCUCGAUCGUUACGUUCCGGGAAUCAAAGUUGAGAACGACAUUGGUACUGAAUUGUCCUACCAAUUGCCAGAUAGUGCUUCUAAAAUGUUCCAGCCUAUGCUUAAAGAACUGGAAGAGCACUCGACAAAGCUAGGCAUCGAUAGCUAUGGUAUCUCACUGACAACGCUUGAUGAGGUCUUCAUGAAGGUGGGAUCAGAUUAUCAGAACGGAAUGAUACACAAUAAUAACAACACCACUCUUGAUACCACGAAUGGCAAUGGAAAUUACACCAGCGGCGAUUCUGAGAGAUCUCUAAACUCUACUGAUACCAUUCAUCUUUUAACUGGUUCAAAGCUCACCAUCAAUCAAUGGCGUGCCAUGUUUAUGAAGAAAGUAUUCUACACGAUCCGUAACUGGAUUCUACUCUUUCUGCAGAACCUAAUUCCAGUAUGUUUCCUAAUCAUGAGCAUCUUGAUUGCGAGAACUUUCUCAGUGAAUUGGGUUCUGCCGCCUAAGACUAUGUCAUUUGAGCCCUACACAAACAAUCCAGUGACCAUGGUGCAGCGGAACUACUUCGUUGGAACAGAUCCUGAACUGGCUAUCAACAUCUUCAAUGAAUAUGUGGCGAUGUUUGAUAAUCCACCAACGGAGAGAACGCUCAUUCAGACGGACAUGGAUAUGGAAUUAAAAGCAUUGGAGGAAGCUGGGAGGAAUAUUGUGGCUUUCAACAGUAGAUACUUGGUUGGAGCGACAAUAUCAGGAAAUGAGAUUACCGCUUGGUUCAACAACCAACCUUUUCACACUAUUCCACUGAGUCUUGAUACCGUCUACAACGCAAUCCUCAGAGCAACUUGUGGCCAACAAUGUGGCAUCACAGUCACUAAUCAUCCUGUUCCGUUCACCUAUGAGUCUCGCUUGAUCAUCCUCAGUGUUGGAAACAACAUGGGUUUCCAAUUAGCCAUUAACAUAGCAUUCGCCAUGGCCUUCGUUGGUGCCUUCUUCAUCAUGUUCUACAUCAAGGAACGGAUGUGUCGAGCCAAGUUGCUGCAGUUCGUGUCCGGCGUGAAUGUGUUCACAUUCUGGUUCACCGCGCUCAUUUGGGAUUAUAUAGUGUACCUCGUCACAGCGUGCCUUAUGAUCGCCACCCUUGCAGCCUUUCAGGAAGAGGGAUGGUCUGAAGGACCUGAACUUGGACGCGUAAUGGCCUUGCUAGCCUUCUUCGGAUUUGCCAUGAUGCCUAUUGUCUACCUCUUUUCUCUACUCUUCGAAGUGCCAUCGUCAGGCUUUACCAGAAUGUCCAUGAUUGGAAUCUUCACCGGAGUGGCCUUCUUCCAGGUUGUCUUUGUACUGCGAAUUCCAUCGCUAGAACUAGUUCACAUCGCUGACGGAUUAACCUGGGCCUUCCUGAUCUUCCCCUUCUUUGCCCUCUCAAAUGGACUGAGCAACAUCAACACUCUCAACACCAUCAUUCCAUUCUGCAACAGUGUUUGCAAUUGGCCAUCGGAAGACUGCUGCGUUGAGGAUCUUCCUGACACAUGCUGUGUCGGAGGAUACUUCGACUUCAAGGCGCCAGGCAUCGGCAGGGAUCUCACAUACAUGGCUGUAGUGGGAUUGAUUAUGCUGGUGAUCCUGCUGCUGAAGGAAACACGAGUGCUGGAAGGAGUGUUCUACCGCGGAAAGAAUGUCGUUGAUAAAGUCACCAUCCCGGAGACUGAAGAGGAGGGAGGCUUACUGGAUGACGAUGUGAGAGAUGAAAAAGAGCGUGUGAGAGAAAUGACUCUGACGGACAUUGAGAACCACAAUCUCGUCCUCAAGGAUAUGACAAAGUACUACGGGAAGUUCUUGGCUGUUAACCAACUGUGUGUGGGCGUAGAAUCGGGAUCCUGCUUUGGCCUUCUAGGUGUGAACGGAGCCGGAAAGACCUCGACAUUCAAGAUGUUAACUGGUGAUGAGAUUAUCUCUAAAGGCGAAGCCUGGGUUCGUGGGAUCAGCAUCAAAACUGAUAUGAAAACAGUUCAUCAGAUCAUCGGUUACUGCCCUCAGUUCGAUGCUUUGCUAGAUGAUCUCACCGGACGAGAGACUCUGUACAUCUAUUGCCUUCUGCGAGGAAUCUCCACUGUUCAGAUGAAAGAACUCAGCGAAAGCUUAGCGGUGGAACUCAACUUUAUGCAGCAUAUCGACAAGAAAGUCAAAGAAUACAGUGGAGGCAACAAGAGGAAGCUCUCAACGGCCGUAUCUCUGAUCGGAAAUCCACAUGUGGUGUAUUUGGACGAGCCGACAACCGGAAUGGAUCCCGGAGCAAAAAGACAUCUGUGGAAUAUCGUCUGCAAGAAGCGCGACUCUGGAAAGAGUAUUAUUCUAACGUCACACAGCAUGGAAGAGUGCGAAGCGCUGUGUUCCAGACUGGCCAUCAUGGUGAAUGGGGAGUUCAAGUGUCUCGGAAGCACACAACAUCUGAAGAAUAAAUUCUCCAAAGGCUACAUCCUCGUCGUGCAACUCAAGAGGGACUUCGAGGACAGAUUGCGACAGGCUGUUGAAGAGUCCGAAAACUUUGGCCACAAGAAAGUCCGAAGAGGAUUUCUUAAAAGUCUUUCCCUAGUCGAGGAUGCUGCUGGGACUUCGGAUAGUGGCGAUAAUCCAGAAGGAGAAAUCAAUGAAGCUGUCAAGAGGGUGAAAGAUUACGUAUUAGCCAACUUCACAAGUGCGAUACUCAGGGAAUCAUAUCAGGGCAGACUGACCUUCUAUAUUCCGACCACAAAUCUCAAGUGGUCCAGCAUGUUUGGACUCAUGGAGCAAGCGAAGGAGACGCUCAACAUUGAGAGCUACUCUCUCAGUCAAACGAGUCUGGAGCAGGUGUUCCUCUCCUUCACGAAGAAGCAACGUGAUGAGAGUGAGCAGAACCAGAAGAGUUAAUGCAAGAACACGCUGACGACGAUGGCGAAUGACCAUUGAUAAAAAUUCUAGUGAUUUUCUACACAAUUGUAUUCUCUAGUUGUGAAAUAGACAAAU